Schistosoma margrebowiei is the source of this 548-nucleotide messenger RNA. NCBI's taxonomy places the organism in Eukaryota, Metazoa, Platyhelminthes, Trematoda, Strigeidida, Schistosomatidae. The record is from the annotation of a GenBank genome assembly.
AUGAGGCAUUUACCAGUUCAUUGUUUAGACAACGACUUAAAUGAUGCAAAUAACCUGUUAUAUUUUCUUGUUCAAUAUAUCACACAUGAUAAAAUAGAACCCCAUAUAAUUACUCCUGAAACAUGGAUCAAAAGUGGCACGUUGGUGGAAUAUGAAUUCAUCGGAGACUACUGUCCAAAACACACUUCACCUAAAGAAUGCGAACGCGCAACAAAAUCGGAUAUAAUUUGUUUUUGGUGUGAAAAUGCGGACAUAUGCAUUGAUAGUACUGACCAGAAUGCUCAUAACAUGAAAGUUAAUAAGUGCCUUGUUAAGCUUAAACCAGAAGUGAACGAGUUGAGUACACAAACACCCACCAAACACAUUGAAACAACAUCAAGCGCUCGUGAAGAAACUGACCAACCCUCGAACAUGACUACCGAAAUAAACAAAGAGAAUCUACAGAAGAAAUCAUCAUGGUACUUGUAUAUUGUGAUUCCUUUGAUCAUCAUUUUCUUUGUUGUAUGUGUUGGUUUUAUAAUUUGGAAAUGGCUACAGAAAAGAACCAG